Messenger RNA from Daldinia childiae, 1674 nucleotides. RefSeq names its product Cytochrome P450 72A15. The coding region runs from base 1 to 1674 and encodes 557 amino acids. The transcript is spliced from 2 exons. Gene Ontology annotation, molecular function: iron ion binding; oxidoreductase activity, acting on paired donors, with incorporation or reduction of molecular oxygen; monooxygenase activity. The record is from RefSeq and is a predicted model, not a curated record. Lineage: Eukaryota; Fungi; Ascomycota; Sordariomycetes; Xylariales; Hypoxylaceae.
AUGGCGUUCCCCUGGAGAGUUGUCGCUGCUAUAUCUCUUAUUUCAACUUACUUUAUUACAUCUCGUCGGCCACCGUGGAGUAUAUUACAAUUCAUUAACACUUUCGUCGCUACAUGGAUUUUACAGUCUUUCUUGGUGGGUAUUUGGAAUAUAUUCCUGUACCCUUUUUACUUUUCCCCGCUACGCCACCUUCCAGGACCGACAGGCGGCUCUUGGAUCAACGGGCACUUUAAAGACAUAAGAGAAAAGCCAACGGGUAUACCUAUGAGAGAGUGGGCUACCAAUAUUCCAAACGAUGGUAUCAUCCGGUAUCGUUUCCUUUUCAAUUCAGAACGUCUCCUCGUGACAGGGCCAAAGGCCCUAGCAGACCUCUUAGUAGCGCGAAGCUAUGAUUUCCAGAAGCCAUCCAAUGUUCGAUUUGGACUCAGUCGUCUUCUAGGCGUAGGUAUACUUCUGGCAGAGGGCGACGAGCACAAGUUUCAACGUAGAAACCUCCUGCCGGCCUUUGCAUUCCGGCACGUCAAGGAGCUUUACCCAAGCUUCUGGAAAAAGGGUCGGGAAUGUGUUCAGGCUAUGACAAACAGCAUUAUCGCUGAUGCGCAGAAAGAGACGUCUAUAGCAGACCCCGAGAAGGCUAAAAAGACAGGAGUCUUAGACGUUAGUGUUUGGGGAUCUCGCGUGACCCUAGACAUUAUUGGAGCUUCAGGACUCGGAAGAGACUUUGGUGCAAUCCAGGAUCCAGAAAACGAACUCAAUCAGACGUAUCGAAGUGUGUUCAAGGUUUCCAGACAAGGUCAAAUUCUCUCUCUUCUAGCACUAUUCAUUCCAGAAUGGGUAUUGUCUAAGCUUCCUAUCCAACGCAACACCAAUGUAUACGCAGCAUCAAGAAAAAUCAGAAGUAUAUGUCGGGAUUUAAUUCGAGAGAAAAAGGAGAAGUUAGUACGUAACGAGCUCAAGGAACGCGACAUACUUUCUGUUGCCUUGGAGUCUGGUGGUUUUACGGAAGAGAAUCUUGUCGACCAGUUGAUGACUUUCCUAGCCGCUGGCCACGAAACUACAGCCACUGCGAUGACGUGGGGUAUAUACAUGCUUUCUAAAUAUCCGGAUAUCCAAAAGCGGCUCCGUGCUGAAAUCCGCGAGAAACUACCGCCGAUCGACUCGGACCGAGAAGUCACCAGUCUCGAUAUCGACCACAUGCCUUACCUAAACGCCGUCUGCAACGAAGUCUUGCGCUACUACUCUCCGGUACCGCUUACGAUUCGCGAGGCCGCCGUAGACACUGUGCUUGCAGGGCAAAAAGUGCCUAAGGGAACUAUGAUUGUUAUAUCACCGUGGGCAACUAACUUCGAUAAAAGCAUGUGGGGACCCGAUGCGCAUGAGUUCAACCCGGAGCGGUGGGUGCCAAAGGGUCCCGAUGACAAGAGAGCUGCCAGUGGUGGUGCUACGAGCAAUUAUGCUUUCCUGUCGUUCCUCCACGGGCCUAGGAGCUGCAUCGGUCUCUCCUUCGCAAAGGCUGAGUUCGCUUGCCUGUUGGCGUCUUGGGUCGGUCGUUUUGAGUUCUCGCUGAAGAAUAAGGAAGAAGAGGACGAGAGGAAUGUAGAAAUCAGAGGCGGCAUCACUGCUAGGCCGGUUAAAGGGAUGCAAGUCUAUGCUACGAUUUUGGAUGGAUGGUGA